AUGCUCACUGGUCAUCCUUCCGUGAACAUGGUCUCCAUCCUCUCUCUGCCUUUGCCGGAGCUCUCCAAGAAACUCCGGGAUGGCUCCCUCCCUCUGGAGCAUGUCUUCUAUGCCUACGUGAGCAAGGCCCUCCAAAUCGCCACAGAAACCAACUGCAUCACGGAGUAUCUGCAGGAAAGCGAGACUCAGCUCCGGAAAGCAAAGCUGACAGGGAAGCCGGGUUUACUCUAUGGGGUGCCUGUCAGCAUCAAAGACUCCAUCAACUGCCAGGGCCAUGAUUCCACGUUAGGGUUUAUAAAAAACCUCAAUAAACCCGCAGCAGAGGACAGCGUGGUGGUGCAGGUUCUCAGGAGGCAGGGAGCAAUUCCGUUUGUCAAAACCAACGUUCCCCAGUCCCUCAUCAGCUAUGACUGCAAGAACUUAAUCUUUGGUCAGACAUUCAAUCCUCUGCUCUACACUAGAAGCCCUGGUGGCUCCUCUGGUGGAGAAGGGGCACUUGUAGGAGGAGGUGGGUCCAUCCUGGGCUUUGGGACGGAUGUAGGAGGGAGCCUGCGUUUUCCCGCUGCCUUCUGUGGGAUCUGUGCACUCAAACCUACUGGGAACAGACUCAGUAAAAAAGGAAUCAUUGCUGGUGUCCUUGGGCAGAAGGCAGUGGCCGCAGCCGUGGGGCCGAUGGCAAAAGACGUGGAGAGCCUGGCCCUGUGCAUGCGGGCGCUCCUGUGUGAGGACAUGUUCAACCUGGACAGCAGAGUGCCCCCCCUUCCCUUCAAUGAAGAGGUGUAUUCCAGCACGCAGCCUCUCCGCAUAGGCUACUAUGAAACCGAUUUCUUCACCAUGCCAAGCCCUGCCAUGAGACGCGCCAUUCGGGAGACGAAGCAGCUGUUGGAGGAUGCUGGCCACACGCUGGUGCCCUUUGAACUCACAAAUGUGGACUACAUGAUCUUUAACUUCUGCAUCAAGGGCAUGUUUGCAGAUGGGGCCACCUCCUUACUCAAGACAUUCAAAGGGGAGCUGGAGAAAAGCAGCCUGGGGCUGUUCUUCUGGUUGGCGAAGUCACCAAACUGGCUAAAAACUGUCCUCUUCUGGAUUGCCAAACCCUUUGUGCCUCGAUUUUCAGAUAUCAUAAGAAAUAUGAGAGCAAACACAGUGGAUGAAAUCUGGAGUCUUCAUCAUGAAAUUGAGGAGUUUUGCUACCAGUUCAUCAACCAGUGGAAAAAGCUGAAUCUGGACGUCAUGCUUUGUCCCAUGCUGGGCCCGGCUCUUGGCAUCGGCUACCCUGGGAAGCUCUCAGUGGCAGUUAGCUACACCAUGCUCUACAACGUCUUGGACUUCCCCGCCGGUGUGGUCCCUGUCACGAUGGUGACAGAUGAGGAUGAGGAGGAGCUAAAGGGCUACCGGGGGUACUUUCGGGACUGGUGGGACCGGACCCUGGCAAAGGCUUUUCGCGGCAGCGUGGGGCUGCCAGUGGCUGUGCAGUGCGUGGCCUUGCCGUGGCAGGAGGAGCUGUGCCUCCGGUUCAUGAAGGAGGUGGAGACGCUCAUCCUGAAGAAAAACCAGCUCAUCUGA
Molecule: messenger RNA, 1566 nt
Organism: Egretta garzetta (little egret)
Lineage: Eukaryota; Metazoa; Chordata; Aves; Pelecaniformes; Ardeidae
Product: fatty-acid amide hydrolase 1
Exons: 15
Coding region: 1-1566 (521 amino acids)
Biological process (GO): fatty acid catabolic process
Molecular function (GO): amidase activity; fatty acid amide hydrolase activity
Source: RefSeq, a predicted model, not a curated record